Molecule: messenger RNA, 324 nt
Organism: Corylus avellana
Lineage: Eukaryota; Viridiplantae; Streptophyta; Magnoliopsida; Fagales; Betulaceae
Source: RefSeq, a predicted model, not a curated record
AUGGCGUUGCCGAAGGCCAAGGAGAUCGUUUCGUCCAAUCCCAUCGUCGUUUUCAGCAAGACGCACUGUCCGUUCUGCGUGAACGUGAAGCAGCUGUUGACUCAAUUGGGAGCGAAUUUCAAGGCUAUUGAGUUGGACACUGAAAGCGAUGGAAGUGAGAUACAAUCAGCACUCGCUGAGUGGACCAAACAAAAGACUGUGCCCAAUGUAUUCAUUGGCGGGAACCACAUCGGUGGCUGUGACACUACUACUGCUUUGCACAAGGAAGGAAAGCUGGUUCCUCUGCUGACACAAGCUGGAGCUGUUGCCAAGCUUUCUGCUUGA